Ahaetulla prasina is the source of this 1737-nucleotide messenger RNA. RefSeq names its product phospholipid phosphatase 2 (gene PLPP2). The record is from RefSeq and is a predicted model, not a curated record. Gene Ontology annotation, biological process: signal transduction; phospholipid dephosphorylation; phospholipid metabolic process. Lineage: Eukaryota; Metazoa; Chordata; Lepidosauria; Squamata; Colubridae. The coding region runs from base 116 to 970 and encodes 284 amino acids. The transcript is spliced from 7 exons. Gene Ontology annotation, molecular function: phosphatidate phosphatase activity.
GCUCCUCCUCUCGGCUUCCUCCCCUCCGAAGCUGCAGCGGCGCUGGAGCUCGUCUUUCGGUCGGCGGCUUGCGCGAUGUGAGCCUCUGGAUCGCAGAAGCGGCGGGCGCAGCGCGAUGGAGCGCACCAAGCUGUUCGUGGCGCUGGAUGUGCUGUGCCUGGUGGUCGCCUCACUUCCUUUCGCCAUCCUGACCUUGGUGAAUUCUCCCUACAAACGGAGUUUCUAUUGUGAGGAUACUUCCAUCCGUUAUCCGUACAAACCGGACACCAUUACUGUGGAACCGGUGGGCGGAUUGACCAUCAAUUGUGUUGUAAAUGUUAUUUCCGUCGGCGAGGCUUACCUGGUCUACAAGAAACGCUUGUACUCCCAUUCCCAGUUUAACAAUUACCUGGCCGCCCUCUACAAAGUCGUCGGGACCUUCCUGUUCGGUAGCGCCGUCAGCCAGUCGCUGACCGACUUGGCCAAGUACACGAUCGGCCGUCUGCGGCCCAAUUUCCUGGCGGUCUGUCAGCCAGACUGGACGAAAGUAAAUUGCUCGUUUUACGUCCAGGUGGAAGACGUGUGCCAGGGCAAUUCCAGAAACAUCACGGAAUCCAGAUUAUCGUUCUAUUCUGGGCAUUCUUCCUUUGCGAUGUACUGCAUGAUGUUUUUAGCGCUCUACAUUCAGGCCCGGCUGGUUGGCAGAUGGGCUCGGCUGCUGCGCCCGACUAUCCAGUUCUUUCUCCUCUGCUUCGCCAUCUACGUGGGCUACAGCCGAGUGUCGGACUACAAGCACCAUUGGAGCGAUGUGCUAGUUGGCCUCCUGCAAGGAGCACUCAUUGCUAUCCUUACGGUCCGUUACAUCUCGGAUUUCUUCAAAGAGAGGUCCGAGUCACCGUGUGCCGAACAGGACCUUGGGCGUAAAGCCAGCAUCCCCCUGCCGCUAAGCGAGUCGGAGUGUAACCACUGCAACUAUCGGGUCCCUGUGUGAAUGGGGCGAUUUUGAAUUGGUUUGAUUUCAGCAACGAACACGUAAUCUGCCUUUAAUCCGGUGCCUCUGUUUUCCUUUUGAACUUGUCCAACGAAGAAGGAAAACUGGGAAAUUUUGGGGGUUUUUUUUCCUUUCGUUCUUCUUUUUUGUUCGUUUUUAAACCGUUUUGGGUUUUUUAUUAUUAUUAUUAUUAUGCCCAAUGCUACUGCACAGCACAACACAACACAACACACGUUUGACACUUUGGAAAUGCCUGUCUCGCCGCCCACGUAAGCCAAAGACCAGGGCAGAAUUUUGAAAACGUUCAAGCUGUUUGGUCCCUUGUUUGAAAGACUUCUGGACAAACCCUUUUCCGUGUGCGGUAAAAAAAAUAACACACCGGUAUAUAUUCGGCUGGAUGGCCGGCUUUUUAUCUGGACUUCGCUCUUGGCUUUGCAGAAGCUUGCUUUGCAAAAGUUAGUGGGUUUAUCUGAUAUCUGAUCAUCACUGUCUGAUAUCUGAUCAUCACUUUCAUCACUCCCCAAAAUUGUGGGAAGAUUCCUGAGCAAAGACCCCAAAGUGGGUAGGAUGUUUUUUUAAACACCUUUGUGUGUUUUUCUUACAUUGUCCUUGUAUUUGGGGACCCUUUUUAGGGGACCGAUGGGGGGAUCUAAAGGGAGUUUGUGUUUGAAUGCAGACAAACCCUCUGAAAUGAUCUGGGAUGUGAAAUAUUUGCUCUGGGAUAUUCAACUUUGGCAACUUUUAAGACCCGUGGAUUUCAACUCCCA